Messenger RNA from Setaria italica (foxtail millet), 1580 nucleotides. RefSeq names its product ribosome biogenesis protein NOP53. Gene Ontology annotation, molecular function: 5S rRNA binding. Gene Ontology annotation, cellular component: nucleolus. Lineage: Eukaryota; Viridiplantae; Streptophyta; Magnoliopsida; Poales; Poaceae. Bases 97 to 1239 code for a protein of 380 amino acids. The transcript is spliced from 11 exons. Gene Ontology annotation, biological process: rRNA processing; ribosomal large subunit assembly. The record is from RefSeq and is a predicted model, not a curated record.
AACUCUCUCAUCUACUCCCCAAACCUCCCCGUCCCUCCUCUGCCGGCGGCUUCCCUUUCCUCCACCGCGUGCGAGUGAAGGAAAGCGGCGGCGGCGAUGGGGAAGGCGUCGAAGGGCUCGCGGAAGGGGAAGAAGGCGUGGCGCGCCAACAUCAGCACCGAUGACAUCGGCGACUUCUUCGAGAAGCAGACGCGCGACGCCCACGCCGGCGCCGCCGCCAUCCCCUCGCUCCCCUCUGAUUCCCUUUUCUACGUCGACAAGCCCGCCGCCUCCACUUCGGCCGCCGGCGCCUCCGACACAACCACCAAAGAUAUUCCUGCCAAAAGGAAGAUCGAGAAAAAGAGAGAGAAGGUUCUUUAUCACGAGAGUUUGUUGAAGCGGAACCCGUUUAUACAGCCAAUCCCAUCUUCUGUGGUCAGCAAGAAGGAUAAGAAGAAGACAAAGAAGAAGGAAUUGCACGAGACACAGGGAGACAUUAGUGUCCCCAUGGAAGAUGAUUCUGCUGGAAAGAACCUUGACAUAUGGGCGGGGGAUGAUAAAGGAGAUACUAAGGCUAGAAAGAGAUCUACUAAGUCAUUGAUUCCUGCUGUUGAAGUUGAGCCCCAAGGAUGCUCAUUUAAUCCUCCAUUUGAAGCACAUCAAGAUGCUCUUGCUCAAGCAGUUGCGGAUGAAAGGCACAAAACACUCAUGAAAGAGUUGGGGCCCACACCUGUACCACUCAUAAUUUCUGGUGAACCUAUAACUGAAGAAGAUAAAUUCUUCCUUGAUGCUGAUGAUGGAGAUGAAGAUGUCACGGACGAUGAUGGAGAACAGGAUGCUGAUACUUCAGUUGGACAAAGGAAGAACAAAACAAAAAGAGUAACAAGAGUAGAAAUGAACAGAAGAGCUCGUCGUAAGGAGAGGUUAAGAGAAGAGGCAGAAGCAAAGAAAAUGGAAAGUAUUUCAAAAGAAAUUGAUAGCUUGCCAAAUAUAAUUGAUGAGAUAGCUAAAGAGGAUGAGGAAAAGCAAAAGAGGCGCAUACGGCGUACUGUGAUUAAAGAGGAGAGGCUUAAAUCAGGCCCACCUCGUCUGGGCAGACACAAAUUUGAACCAGCUCCUGUUCAAGUUUUAUUGACUGAAGAGAUUAGUGGCUCUCUUAGAAAGCUAAAGGGGUGUUCUAAUCUUACGAGGGAUCGCUACAAGAGCAUUGAGAAACGAGGAUUACUUGCACCAAGCAGGAGAAUAAGCAAGCGUCGGUAGAGAAGCAAGUUCCGGUGGAUGAUAAGGUGAUCUUAACCUUGUGUUCCCCAACAAUAUCGAGGGGACUGAAGAGGCAUAUGAGAUUGGUGCUGGCGAAGAUGAGAAGACCGCGUUAUAAGCGAAGGGCCUGUUUUACUGCAUUUGUUUUUCCUUUUAUGUGUUCCAUGUCUAAUAGGGCAGGCAAUCUUUUGCCCUAGCAAUGUUUUGUGAGUUGCCUGCGAGGCAAAAUUUUGCAAUGGAUCUUAGGAGUUGUAGUGCUUAUCAGUUGCUACAUGAUGUAAGAGCAUAUUUGUAUCAGUUCUGUUCUAGUCGAUGCAAGCGAGCACUACACUAUUGCCAUA